Cygnus atratus (black swan) is the source of this 6785-nucleotide messenger RNA. RefSeq names its product ALF transcription elongation factor 1 (gene AFF1). Gene Ontology annotation, biological process: regulation of gene expression. Lineage: Eukaryota; Metazoa; Chordata; Aves; Anseriformes; Anatidae. Gene Ontology annotation, cellular component: super elongation complex; nucleus. The transcript is spliced from 21 exons. The record is from RefSeq and is a predicted model, not a curated record. The coding region runs from base 152 to 3802 and encodes 1216 amino acids.
AGCCGGGGCCAGCCCCGGCCGCCGCCGCCAGCGGGGCGAUGAGGAGCAGCUGCCGGGCGGCGCCGUAGUGAGGCCGGCAAAUGGCCGAGGGGCCCCGGGCCGGCCGGCGGCUGAGGCACCGCCGCAUGGGGGCCCGGCGCUGAGCUUCGCCAUGGCUGCGCAUUCCAGCUUGUACAAUGAGGACAGAAACCUGCUGCGUAUUCGAGAGAGAGAGAGGCGGAAUCAGGAGGCGCUGCAGGAGAGAGACAAGUUCAGUGAGAACACCCCACUCUUUGCCGAGCCCUACAAGACUAAUAAAGAGGAUGAGUUGUCAAGCCGUAUUCAGAACAUGCUGGGCAAUUACGAGGAGGUCAAGGAGCUUAUCAGCGCCAGGUGCCAUCAGAAUCUCAUAGGGAUACCAAAAAGCAUCGCUCCUCUGAUCCCUCAAGGAAAGCCUGAUCGCCCGUUCUUCCCUGAAAAGACCAGCCAUACACCAUCUUCAUUCCACCAUGCAAGCCGCCAUCCACACAUGGGACCUCCGGUUGUAGCUCCUCCGCCUCCAAGCCACUCCGUUCACUACCAAAAGGCACAAUCAAGAACAGAACCAGCUUCAGGUUUGCACGCCAAGAGUCACAGCUUGUCCAGCAGCCGGAGCCAAGGUCAAGAACACAGUCGUGGUGGGCAGGAAAGUCACACAGGUUCUCGCCACAAGAGAACCGAGAGGCGCGCUGUUGGUGAGGGUCGUGCUAAUGAACUGCAGGCCUCCCUUCUGGAGCUUUCUCCAUUGCUGUCAUCUUUGUCUACUCCAGUGGCACCCCUGUCACCUCUACAUUCCAGCCAGCAUGUUAAUUCCAGGUCACAGAACAGCAGCAAAAGUCAUGGGCCGACCUACACUCAAACAAAAUCACCUCAGGACCUAGUGGCAGGCUCACAGGAGAAUGAAAGUCGGGACAGCUCAGCCAUUAACUUGGCUGGCACCACUCAGCCUUCCUCGCAGACCUUUCCCCCACCUUUGCCAUCAAAAACCAGUGCAAUGCAGCAGAAACCAACUGCCUAUGUCAGGCCAAUGGAUGGCCAAGAUCAGGCACCAGUAGAAUCCCCGGAGCUCAAACCUCUCCCAGAGGAGUACCAUACAGAACCGUAUGAGAAAAUCUCAGAUUUGAAGGCAAACGCCAAAGCCAAGUUAUCCAAGCUGAAAAUCCCUUCUGAGCCCGUUGAGCAAACCUUCCCCAGUGAUGUCCAGUGCGUUGAAGAAAUUCUGAAGGAAAUGACCCAGUCAUGGCCACCUCCUCUGACAGCUAUUCAUACACCUAGUACGGCAGAGCCCUCAAAAUUUCCGUUUCCAACAAAGGAAUCACAGCAUGUUGGAUCUGUAGCACAGAAUCAGAAACAGUAUGACGCACCUUCAAAAACGUUGCCUAGUUCUCAACCAAGAACAUCAAUGCUCCAGGACGACCUGCAGCUCAGUGAUAGUGAAGACAGUGGUGACGACCAAGUUGUUGAAAAGCCACCUUCUUCACUUGCUCCUCCAAGGUACAGUGCCCUGCAGUCCCAGCCCGAGAGCGUGGCAUCAGCACAUUCCAGCAGCCCAGAGUCAGGGAGCACCAGUGACUCAGACAGUUCUUCAGACUCGGAGACGGAGAGCAGCUCGAGUGACAGUGAAGCCAACGACCCUGACCCUCCGAGAGUGUCAGCUCCUGAGCCUGACCCACCAACUUCAAACAAGUGGCAGCUUGACAACUGGCUCACCAAGGUGAACCCGCCAGCAGUGCCAGCAGAGAGCCCCAGAGAAACUGCCCACACAGAUGGACGUGAGGAGGACAAGGAGCCAGGACAGCAUAUCGACAGCGAUUCCUCCCACGAGCACGCUGAGCCGAGGGAGCCUCAUCACAAGAGCUCUGUCCGAGCAGCCAGGGCUUCUCAGGAUGCUCACCUUCCGACCAAACGCAACUGCCAGAAGUCUCCCAUGUGCGCUGAGGAGCCCUCGCAGAGGCAGACUGUUGGUAUCAAAAGGCCCAGCAAGCCUCCAGUGCACGAGGGGCCCAAGGGAGGCCUGAAGGUGGAGAGUGAACCUGGUCCUUAUGAGGUUAGGGACCAGUCUUCCAGAGACAAGCCAAAAGUAAAAACGAAAGGGAGGCCAAAAUCCAGCGACCGAAAAGAACUGAAACCCAGGCUGCAAGAGCCCCCCGAGAGCAGAAAGCACAAGAACUCCCAUCAGGCCAGCGCCAAAGCCCUGCUGGACCCCAAGCCCCCGAGGGACAUUGUGGUGGGCAGUACCCAGGAGCACCUCACUCUCAGCCCCCACUCUCAGGGCCAGGGCACGACUCCCACCAGGACUAGCGGCCACAGGCCUGCUGCUGUGCUCAGAGAGGACUUCCACAAGGAGAAGCUUCCCUUGUGUGUCAAGGAGAAGAAGUUGCUGUCACCAGUGAGGGACGUGCACGUCCCUCACAGCCUCAUGGUUAAAAUUGAUCUCCCACUGCUGUCAAGAGUUCCCCAGCUCCCCGGGAAAGGCGGUCAACAGAAGAGAGCGGAGGCAAAGGAGUUCCCUGGUGCAAUGGGGCAGGAUGUGGAGAGGAAAAACACGGACACUCCUGACAAGUCCUUCAAAAAGAGGAAGAGGGAAAUGGAGAAGGAGAUUGAUAGGAAGAAAAUGAAAUCAGACAAAGAAACAAAAUCACUGCAGUCUUCAACUAACAAAGACUCCACUAAACAGAAAGCACCAAAAGCAUCAUUUGAGACCCAGAAGAAAGAUCUCCUGCUACCCCCACCACUGCCACCCAUGUCUCCCGCACAUUCUGCACCAAAGUCAACCAAGAUGGCCCAAAAGAGACCCAGGAGUGAGAACGGCCAGCUGCCUGCCACAGAAAACAACACUGCCAGGGACUCAAGCAGCCACAAGGAUCCUUUGUCUGCCAAGCACAAGAAGGUGGAGAGAAAGCACCCUGAACAGGUGAAGGGCAACAAAGGAUCUGCAGGGGAUGUCACGAAUCCUUUCCCAGUGCCUUCUUUGCCAAAUGGUACCUCCAAGCCAAGGAGACCUCAAGUCAAGUUUGAAAAACAGCAUUCGAUGGAAUAUCACAUAGAAGAGGCCAAGAGGCUGAAGCACAAAGCUGAUGCAAUGACCGACAAGACUGGAAAGGCCUUUCAGUACCUUGAUGCUGCCCUUUCCUUCAUUGAAUAUGGGAUUGCCAUGGAAUCAGAUGCAUCAGCACCAAAAUCUGCUUACAGCAUAUUCGCCGACACGAUAGAUCUCAUCAAAUUCAUAAUGACAUUAAAACCCUUUACGGACACCUCAGCAUCUUCACAUGAAAAAAUCUUUGCCGUGUUAUGCAUGCGCUGCCAGUCCCUCCUGCACAUGGCAAUGUUUCGUUACAAAAAGGACACUGCAAUAAAGUAUUCCAGGAUCCUGAAUGACCACUUCAAGAGUUCUUCCAGAGUAACACAAGCACCUUCUCCAUGUGUUGCAAGAAGCACAGGCAUGCCUUCUCCUCUUUCUCCAAUGCCCUCUCCUGCUGGAUCCAUGAGUUCUCAGCCAGGAUCAAAUGCUAGCAAUUGUGGUGGCAACAGCAUUAGCUCUUCAGUCACCAUCCCUUAUAAUAUCCCAAGCAUCACCUCUUCAUAUGUCAACAUCACUUCCUAUAUCCUCUAUGCGUAUGAUAUUUGGGAACAGGCUGAUGCACUGGCCAGGAAGAAUAAGGAGUUUUUUGCUGAACUCAGCGCAGCAGUGUGCCCUCUGGCACUGAACAGUAGCAUGACCGAACUGGUACACUACAGUAGACAGGGUUUACAGUGGCUGAGACUGGAGACAAAUACGCCUUAACUGGUGCUCAAGGUGGUUAAGUACCUUGAACUCUUUUGCACUUUGGAAGCCUCAGAAACAGUCUGGCUUGCUGAAUCAUGGGAUACAAAGCACCUGCAAGGGAAAAUAAAUCAGAGUGGAAGGGAUCUGGUUACACUGGAAAAAAAAUGAACUUUGUUUUUAGGGUAACAUUUUGCUGCCUUGAAAAAGAAGAGACAGAGGAGGGCCCCAGCGUUGAUGUCGCCUUCCUUUAAAACAACAAAGUGCAAUGAAUUGUCUGAAUGGCUCAAUGUAUUGAUGGUCUAUAAACAUUUCUAUUACGAAUAACCAGCAGGACAAUAAUCACACAUGAAGAAGUGCCGACAAGAAGGAAAUCUGCCUCCAGAGGUGAGUUAUUAUGCAACAUGCCACAGUCUGCAACAGCUGUGUGCCCAGAAGAGAUGUCAGAGAAGUGUUUUUGCAAGCACGGAUGCAGUCCAUCACACCACGUUGGUUCUUUGUCCAUCACACCACGUUGGUUCUCGGAUGGCGAGUAGCGUCCUCAUCAGCACCCAGCAGCAUUAUGUUACAGUAGACAGCCGAGUGAUCUGCCUCGCCUGCUUCCCAGCCUCACCCGCGUGCACUCGCCAGCCAGCUCCUGUGCUGAGAGUCGGGUGAAGCCCUGCCAUCGGUGCUGCACGUUCACUUCUGGAGUCACCAUUGCUGCGAUCCUCUUCCUUGCCGUACGCUCACCCACACGCCCGCCCCUAACGCUGUGUUGCUCGCCGUCUCGCUCGGUUUCAGCCACGUAAGCUGAACGUGGUCGAGGUGGUGAAAUCACCAGGUGUGGCUGGAAACAGCUCAGCGCCCGCCCUGCUGAGGACGCUUCGUCCGGUUGCGUUGGGUGGUUUCAGUGGGUGGGGGCGCGCGGCCGUCCUGGGGCUCUGCGGGUGAGCGGGGAGGGGCUGCUUGUGGAAAAUGAGGCAAAUCCUGCACUUGGAUAUCGGCACGCAACCCUCGCAGGUCUCGGUGAGUAUCUAAGAGCAGGAUCUGGUACCCAAGUUGUGGAUCCUUUGUGUGGGAGGUAAUUCAUGCGCUCUUCCUCAGCCAAGCCCCAGGAUGGGCCCAGGGACUUGGAAAUCUGUCUUCAGGGGGAUCAUGGAAGGGAAUAAUGAGGUGUUUGCAAGCCUUUUUUUCCUUGUCAGGAGCUGCACAUUUGAAAUUGCGAUUUUGCAAGUGGCAAUAAGAGCGAAGGCAGUAUCUGCGGCAUUUGUGCGUUCAGUAAAAAGACAGCAUUCUGUACCCAAAGAUUUCCUGUUGCAUGACAGCAGCAUCCUGCCAUCCUCAUGUCUAAUAGUGUGCCUUAGCCCUCUGGUCCCCUCUCGCAUCCCUCGCCCUGUUGCUGACGCAGAUGCGGGAGUGGCAAAGAGGAGGAAGAUAUCCCAAAAUCAUUGUGCUUACAGGAAGGAACAUGUCUCCGGUGAAGUAGUUCCCUUUUCCCACCUAAUACCAGGAUGGAGGAACAGGUCUGCACACAUGCAGCAGCACCUCCAUUGUAAAAUACCUGCUGGUGGUUUGGAGGCUCGCAAAAACCAGCAGCGAACACAUAUCAGCAAAAGGUCUGCAUUUCCAGAAGUAGGUCCCGUAGAAGUGGCCCCUGCUGUGGGGCUCAGCUCCAGUUGGAGCUGGCGGGAGCGUGCCGUGCCGGAGACGCACCUGCCCGGGCGUCUUCCCGGACCUUCGAGUCGUCUUACGUUCACUUUAUUCAAAGCCUUAGCGCAUUUCAGGGAUAAGCUGCCCUAGUGGUGGAAGGGAGGUCCCUGUUCCCUGCCCGAUUUACCUGCCAACCCUCACGCACGCUACCCCAGCUUUGGCCCGAGUGUGGAGGGGAGGCUGGGUACUUAGGGCUGCGAUCUCAGGAAGCGUGGGAGGGGACAGCCAGGGCCAGCUCCUGGUGUGCACUUUGGGGUUGGUCGGCAGGCCGGCGGCCUUUUCUGACUUGGUCUUGGUGCAGAGUUAGUUUCGGGUCCACCAGCCGAGCAGGACGAAGGCAGAAAGCCUCAUGGCAGCCAGACAGCAGCGUGGGAGUGGGCAAGAAGCAUGGCAAGGGUAAGGGUGAGUGGGAGCAGGGAGGGUGCUCAGUCUGGGACAGCAUUUCAUGUGCUGUCCCCAGCCGUGGCCCCCGGCCCUCCAAGCACUUUGCAACCCGGAUGGGGAGCACCCAUCGCCCAGCGGGCGAGUGGAGUGUGUGCAGCUGCAUGGCUGGCACGCGCCCUUGGUGUUGGGGCGGCGGGGGGCUCUCGUUUCAAAGGCCAGGGGCCGGUGGAAGCAUCGGUAACUGGCUUCACGCCGGCAGCCGGCUUUUUCUUUCUGUUACGGAGGAGACUGCUUAAAUAGUUGUUACUUUUUAGAAAGCCAUCGUAUUUCAACCAUGAGCCAGGUCAGAGGCCUGUGAGGGAUAAGGGAAGAUGCCCAUAGUUUUCACCUGAGUCUGGUCAGGCCCUUUAAAAAAAAAAAAAAAAAAGAAAAGGAAAAAAGAAAAAAAAAAGGAAAAAAAAAAAGGAAAUAGGAUUUGCCAUUAGAAAACAAAACCAUGCAUCCAAGGAAAAAGGAAAAACAGAGGUGAUGGUUGAGUCCCCGAAGGAGAGGAGGAGGGUAUGGUGGCAACAAAGCAUCAUUUCCACACAAUAUUUAUUUAGAAGGAAUAAUACAUGUGUUUAAAUUGUCAAAUGUUCUAUUUUUAAGAUGCUGUUUAUUUAAGAGUUGGAAAGCCCCACUUACAUGGAGACAGAGAUCUCUUCUGUAACCAAAAGUCAAAGUCUGACUGCAAUGUCCUUGUUUUUGUGUUUCUUUUUUUCCCCUCCCUCUUGGUUCCCAUUGCAAAUCUGUACAUCUUAAACUUAUUUUGGGGAUGCACAUCCCUCUUGUAAAUACUGUUUUCUGCCCUGUGUGUGGUGGAGUGUCGGAGAUGGUCGAUUCAUUCCUACGGGGUAAUAAACAAUAAAUGAAGUAGCCCAUUUGUUAC